UCCGUUACGCUUUGGAGGGGCGAACAUGUUCCCCCUCGUGCCCCCUCUGCCCCUUUUCCAGUUAGUCGGUGCGCGGAUCUUGCCCUGUUAACGUCUGUCCGAGCGUUUUCAGGCUUUUUUCAAUCAAACCCUCUCCUGUUUUCUGAGGACAGCCGCUUUUCUUCCUCCGCAUUUUUCUUUCACCGCCUCUUCCACAUCAGCUGAACUGUGUUAUGUGUUGUUAAGAUGCUCGUCGGAACGAUGCAAGAAGAGUUACCACCGCCGGCCAAAGUCCGAGCCACGGACUUUUCAAUAGCGGCGAUCAUGGCCAGGACUGAAAGGUCGCCGGCCGCCCACCGUACAACGCCCAUAGGUCUCGCCUCUGAGAGUUGUUCCGAGGAGGAAGACGUGGAAGUGGACGUGGAAGAGUGUUCAGAAAGCGAGUUGGAUCAAGAACGGAAAGGUACUCCAAAUUCUGAACCGGGCAACUCGGACUCGGAAGGACGGGAGACGCCCGAGUCGUCCCGGCAAGGAGUCAAGUCGAGGUGCAACUGCCAAGAACUCCUUGGGACGACCUGUCACUUGGAAACAAAGGACCUCUGGGAUAAGUUCCACGAGUUGGGGACCGAGAUGAUCAUAACGAAGACAGGAAGGAGGAUGUUUCCGACAGUGAGAGUGUCUUUUAGCGGUUUACGGCCGGAUCAAAGGUACGCAGUUUUGAUGGACAUUGUACCGGUGGACAACAAGAGGUACAGGUACGCGUACCACAGAUCGUCGUGGCUCGUAGCGGGAAAAGCGGACCCACCUGCACCGAGCAGGCUUUAUCUUCACCCAGAUUCGCCCUUCACCGGAGAACAGCUUCGGAAGCAAGUAGUGUCUUUCGAGAAGGUCAAACUGACCAACAACGAGAUGGACAAGAACGGACAGAUUGUGCUGAACUCGAUGCACAGGUACCAGCCAAGGAUCCACCUCGUAAAAUGGAGAGACCACGGUGGGCCGAUCACGGAUUUGGACCAAGAACAGUUUCGGACUCACAUUUUCCCCGAGACGGUGUUCACGGCGGUGACCGCAUACCAAAACCAACUGAUAACCAAGUUGAAGAUCGACAGCAACCCCUUCGCCAAAGGUUUCCGCGAUUCUUCCCGGCUCACGGACUUUGACAGAGACCCUAUGGAUAUGAUGCUGAUGGAGCAGCACUUCUUGCGAUCCCCUCUGAGGCUGUAUUCAGAAUUGGACGCUGAGAAUAACAACGGAAAUCCUUUGCUAUCGGCAGCGAUGUUGGAAAAGGCGAGGGCGUUAUGGGGUGGCCCUCAGCAUCCCUUGCUGGUCCCUUCCCGGAUGCCCCUUUGGGGCGGCCACUGGCCUCCGCCCCCGGGACUUCUGGGCCCUCCUCUGCAUCGGCCUCCGCAGCUGACACCCCCGCCGGUCUCAACACCAUCCAGCAGUGGAUCUUCUUCCCCUAGGCCCUUAUCGCACAGAUACAGCCCUUACCACGUUCAAGCAUCUCCUGCCAGGAACUAAGAGAUUCGCUCAACCACGUGAAAACUACAGUGCAAUUUUCUAUUAGCUUCUAUUGUAAUUAGUAAUUUAUGUUUGUGUGUAAAUAGAUGUUUUAAAUUUGGCAUGUAGUGUUUAUUUUGUUUAGAGGAAUAUAAACCAAAGAAUUUUGUAUAUAGCGAUAAUUACCCUCAUUUUUAAGUACGUAGCAAAUUCAUGGUACGAAAUAGUUUCAAUCCAGACCUCAUAAAAACAGUGAUGUCUGCACCUUUCCGCCCUUCUUCCCAUAUUUGUAAAAUCCAGAAAAUCAUACAGACGUUGCGGUUUUUUCAGCAGUAUUAAAAAUUAUAAAAGCCCACAGAAGCUGAUUCUACGAUAAAAAUGAUUAUUUACAUACUUUUUAGUGUCAUUUACAAUUGGAAAUGUAAGUAAUUAUUAAUGAUUCUUAGAAAUUUAUUUAUUUGAGCAUUAACGUACUAAAUUUGAAAUAAAUUG
Messenger RNA from Cimex lectularius (bed bug), 1971 nucleotides. Its product is annotated as T-box transcription factor TBX20-like. Gene Ontology annotation, molecular function: RNA polymerase II cis-regulatory region sequence-specific DNA binding; DNA-binding transcription factor activity, RNA polymerase II-specific. The coding region runs from base 226 to 1500 and encodes 424 amino acids. Gene Ontology annotation, cellular component: nucleus. The transcript has 6 exons. Gene Ontology annotation, biological process: positive regulation of DNA-templated transcription; heart development; cell fate specification. The record is from RefSeq and is a predicted model, not a curated record. Lineage: Eukaryota; Metazoa; Arthropoda; Insecta; Hemiptera; Cimicidae.